This is a messenger RNA of Cyclopterus lumpus (lumpfish), 1267 nucleotides long. Its product is annotated as DUF4748 domain-containing protein. The coding region runs from base 45 to 506 and encodes 153 amino acids. NCBI's taxonomy places the organism in Eukaryota, Metazoa, Chordata, Actinopteri, Perciformes, Cyclopteridae. The record is from RefSeq and is a predicted model, not a curated record. The transcript has 3 exons.
UUGAAAUGCCACUGCGCAUGCCCGACGAGCAUUAUUGAACAAACAUGGCGGCAUCCUACGUGACGGCAGUCAGGACAGCACUUGCAGGUGUUCCCUGUCGGUGGCUCCUGACGCAGAGGUGCCGAACCCCGGCAGUGUGUCGACGUGUGCGGCUUCACGUCUCCCCUGCUGCCGCCCUGUGCAGCUCCAGGAUAGAAACACAGAGGAGCAGCCAGCCGCACGGCACAGACGGCCGGAGAGCCGAGGAGGAAGAGGAGGAGGAGGAGGAGGAGGGUCCUGCAUACAUCCCCAAGAAAAAGGCGAAGAACCCCAUGGUGGUGCUCGGCUAUGCCUGGAUGAUAGGCCUCCCCUCAGGUAUCAUUGGCUUCCUCCUGACCAAGAGAGAAGUGGACAAGAACCGACUAAAGCAGCUGAAGGUUCGACAGAGGAUGAGUCGGUCGAAUGAGGGGGAAUAUGCAGGGAGCCGCUACCACCAUCGCACGGAGGAUGUCAAGCUGGACCAAUGAUGGAUGUAAUGUCGCCACCGAAACGGUGACUCCACUGAACUAAAGGCCCAAAGACUGAUUACAGAAGAGAUGUCAACUUUAUGAGCUUGAGCUUGAGCAGGAAAUCUAUAAAGGUUCGCGCUUGAGACUGAAACCUUUAAUCAGAACUGUUUUUGUUUUUUUCUUGCUCAUGAACAAAGAUGGAAAGUUGAACUUUCAAUUUGGAGAACAAUCACUUGUUUAUUAGCCGUGAUGCUGAUGGUCUAUAAAUAUGAUAAAGGGAAUAAAUGUAUCUUUAUUUAUUUGUGAAUACAUAAACGACUCGUCACUGGUCCAACUACAUCAAAACUCACAAGUGCAAAUGUUUGUUUUUUAUAUUAAAAGGCAAAGGUUUCCAAACACAUUCAAAAUGUUCUGCCUUAAUUGUUUUGAGUCACGGGUUGUAUAUAACUUAACAUAACAAAUAACAAGGACAAAUUGAUCUUUUUAGAAAAUUUGAAUAUAAUGCCUUUUUUUGGGUGACAUCACUUGUAACUUAACCUUCUGAUCUGAGCCCACCACCUGAUUUAACUGAAUUUGAAGGUGCAGGACAAUUCACUUCAACAUUUUAAAAGCUUAUUUUACUUGAAACGAGGGAGGAAUAUUGGAUAUUGUAUGUAUAAUUCAUCCAGUUCAAUUAAAACACUGACUAAAUAUCAAUAACAAUCACUGUAUAGUAUGUUGAACAAAUGUCAUGUCAUGUAGUAUUUUGAAAAAAAUAAAAAGAAUCAUAGUAAUUUCAA